Trypanosoma grayi is the source of this 3078-nucleotide messenger RNA. Its product is annotated as putative exportin 1, putative,RNA-nuclear export factor. Gene Ontology annotation, molecular function: small GTPase binding; nuclear export signal receptor activity. Gene Ontology annotation, biological process: ribosomal small subunit export from nucleus; protein export from nucleus; ribosomal large subunit export from nucleus. Gene Ontology annotation, cellular component: nucleus; cytoplasm. Bases 1 to 3078 code for a protein of 1025 amino acids. The transcript has a single exon. The record is from RefSeq and is a predicted model, not a curated record. NCBI's taxonomy places the organism in Eukaryota, Euglenozoa, Kinetoplastea, Trypanosomatida, Trypanosomatidae.
AUGGAGGCCAUCCUUGAUUUCAGCAAACCGGUGGAUGUGCAGCGUUUUGACGAGGUGGUGCAGUACCUCUCUACGGGGUCCCCGCAGGAGAUUAUGAAGGCGCAGGAGGUUCUCAGUGCAUUCAAGGAGAAACCGGAUGCCUUUCUUCACGUUGGUGCCCUCUUGACGAACUCGCAGAACCUAACUACGCGAUUCUUUGCCAUUCAGGUGCUGGAGGAUGCCAUAUUACACCGCUGGAAUACUUUUACAAACGACCAACGGGAGGAAAUUCGUAGUUUUGUGGUAAGCCUGAUUGUUGGUGAGUGUGGAAACCUCAAUCGUAUGCGUAGUAGAAAGGCACUUCUCACCAAGAUGAACAGUGCACUGGUUUCUAUAGCCAAACGGGAAUGGCCGGUGCGGUGGCCUAACUUUAUUCAAGACAUCUGCUCUAGCGCUGGGCCUAAUGAACCACUCGUAGAGAACAACUUGAAUUUACUACGUCUUGUUGGUGAGGAGAUUUUUGAGUUUAGUGAAAAGACUUUGACUUCCCGAUGGGUAAAACGGAAGAAGGAGGCAUUAGAGUCUGAUUUUCGCUUGAUUCUGCAGCUUUGCCUGUCCGUCCUCGGGACCACUGACCAGGUGCUUCUAAAGACCGAUUUGGAAUGCAUGGAGAAGUACCUCUCGUGGAUGAAGCCAGCGCUUGUUUUUAACGAGGAGGUUUUGAUGUACAUGGCGAACCUUGUUGUCGCUGACACCUGCAUCGCGCCAGUUGCCGUGCGUUGCCUCACAGUUGUCUGCUCCAUCGACACUGAUGAAGGAGCGGUGGGUGACGAACAGACGCAGAUGGCAGUUCGAGUGUUUCGCACAGCGUUUAACAACAUUGUGAAUGCCUUACCGACGUCGCACUCCUCGAUUGAAGGACGUAUUGUGCACCUUUAUGAGAUGGGAACCGACGUGGAAGGUAGUUUCGUUCGCGAUUUGAAUCUUCUCGUUAUUACAUUUCUGAAGCGUUAUACCAAGCAGAUAAUAUACGACGACAUUCUGUUGAUCUCUUCGCACCAAAUGCUACUAGGCAUGAGCUAUAUUGACGACAAGGAACUCUUCAAGUCUUGUGUAGAGUACUGGUGGCAUCUUGGGGAAAAGAUGCUGCGCUGUUUGUCACUCACUCCACUCUAUAAGAAACUCUCAACAACGCUGAGUAACGUGCGCUCUGUUCUCAUUAAGAAAAUGGCUAAACCAGAGGAAGUUAUCAUCGUUGAGGAGGAUGGUGAACUUCGCCGUGAACACAUGUCGGACGUGGAAGGACUUCAAAUGUACAACUUGAUGCGGGAGGCACUUGUAUUCUUAACGAAUCUAGACCCAUACGAUACACAGCAGAUCAUGACGGGGCUCAUGCAAAAACAAUUGGACCGUAGUGAAUGGAGUUGGCACAACUGCAGCACAUUGUCCUGGGCAGUGGGAGCUGUCUCUAUGUCUUUGCCGGAGGAGCAAGAGGUAUCGCUCUUUGUGACCAUUAUCCGCGGCCUCCUUGACCUUUGCAAACAGAUGCAGGGGAAAGAAAACCGUGCCGUUAUUGCGAGUAAUAUCAUGUUUGUUGUUGGUCAAUACCCGCGGUUUCUCCAAAAUAACCCCAGCUUUUUAAGUACAGUGGUACGGAAAAUAAUUGAAUUCAUGAAAGAACUCUUUCCUGGGGUACAGGAGAUGGCGGUAGAUACGCUGAUGAAGAUUGUGUCGCAUAUACCAGAGAAAUUUGUUUCGUUGAACAACAGAACUACUUCCAUAGCAGAAGAAAUUGCGGGGCAGUGGACUGAUAUAAUCUCCUUGUUGCAGCCGCAGCAAAUGCAGACUUGCUUUGCCGCGGCCGGCUGCAUGAUUCGUAGUGAGUCGACAGAAAAACAAGCCGCCUUGUUGGAAUUGUUCUUGCGGGAUGUUAACAUUAACUUUAAGGGUAUAACAGAACGCGCGGCGGCGCAGGGCGCGACGUUCUGCCGGGACUCUUCUAGCAUGAUGGAACUGAUACACACGCUGCGGGUGUUCAGCAGCAUCGCUAGCACAUGCGGGACCGCAUUCAUAAGUGAAAUGGGGCUUAUCAUCUGGGACCUUCAAGGCUUCUACCGUACAUUCUUCACUGCGCACAAUACACUGGUGGCGGAGCUUGGACGAAAUUCUGUGUCGCAUCAAGACGUGCGACACCUGCGUCUGGCGAAGAAGGAGAUUCUUCGUAUUUUUGAGCGUUUUGUCGAUAAUACGGAGGAGCGCGACUUCGUGGCGACGAAUUGCAUGCCGAGUAUUCUGUCGGUGGUGCUGGAGGACUACCGGGACUCCCUCCCGGAGGCGAAGGAACCAGGCGCCAUGGCACUCGUCACAGCGUGUGUGAAAAAACUAGGCGCACGCCUCAGUGGGGACUGUGCGGCUAUUCUCGACCACACAUUUGAUACCACGGUAGCGAUGAUCUGCACGAACGUCGAGGAUUAUCCGGAUUUCCGUGUUAAUUUGUUCAGGUUGCUUCAGGCGCUCAACACGUGCUGCUUCUCUGCAUUCCUGAGAUAUGCGUCGACCAAGGAGGACAUCAUCAAUGGUAUGCUGUGGGUGAUAAAGCACACAGAUUUCGCAACGAUGGAGACAGGGCUCCAGUCACUGGACUCGUUUCUCGCCAAUAUUUCCACCUCUGAAAUGCUAGAGGCCUUCUAUACCUCCUUCAUGCAGCGUAUCUUUGUCGAGGUGCUUGUGGCGGCGAUGGACUCGCUGCACGCUGCGGGAUUCACACUGCACUGCAGCAUCCUCAUUAAGCUCUUCACGGUGUCCGACGCGUUUCCCCCGCAGACACCAGUGCUUGGCCGCAACGCAGUUCAGGGGUUUCUUGUGGAGAGCCUAUCCAUAAUUCCUACUCUCACAGAGACAUUAAUAACGGAAUUUGUGACGGCAGCAUACGAAUCGUACCGUGAUGAGACGGAGUUCCAGCGACGCUUCGCGGACUUUCUCAUCGAGGUGCAGGUGUGGGGUGCGGAGGAGGAGAACCGUCUGCAGGCGGAGGAGGAGCGACGAUUGCGGGAGGCGACCAUUCCUGGUUACGCCUUUACCAGAGUGACGGCGCAGUAG